GUAAUCUUAUCUCCCACAAAUCAGAAGGACAUUUAUUAUGUUAAUGUGGUUAAGUUGCACAACCUAGUUCCUGCCAAAAAGCUUUUAAAUUACAUUAUGGUGUGUGCUUUUUGUUUUGCAGAACUGUUACUUAGCUGAUUUACAUUGGAGGGCGAAUGCCAGAAUCUACUAAAGCUGAUCUCAGAACUGUUCUAGGGGAGCACUAUAGACUUCAGUGUGUCUACCUUGGAAUAAUGGGAUUGUACUUUGCAACAUAUAUAUAUAUUCUUUUCUUAACUAAAAAUAAAUAAAUAUUUCCUUUCGGGAGAAAGAAACUGAAGCUGUCACUCGGAAUUUGAAACUGCCUCUAUUCCAGCUGCUUAAAAUCAGAGAGCAUCCUAAGGACUUAAGCCCAGUACUUCCUCUUUGCCUGUUCUGAUUCACUCGCUUGGGCUGCUUCUGCAUGGGAUGGAUUAUUUUUUUGCUGAUGAAGUCUACUAAGUGAAUAUUGCCUCAUGACAAUCAGUCACACACCUAGACAAAAAGAGAAGACAACUGAGAACAGCACACUUUCACUUCCAGCAAAUGCAACCAUCCAAAACAAGAAAGCCCAAGUCCUCUUUUUUCUGCAGCUGAUCAAGGAAGAAAAUAAAGCCCAAAUGAAACCAGAGUACAGCUCUCCUGGAAACUUCAGCAACUGCAGCACCACCAACAGGAUGAAUCAAGUUCUUUUUCCCUUGCUGUACACUUUUAUCUUCCUUGUGGGUAUCAUUAUGAACGGACUGGCCAUGGGAGUCUUUUUCCAAAUAUCCAGCAAGUCAAAUUUUAUCAUCUUUCUCAAGAACACAGUCAUUUCCGACAUUCUCAUGAUCCUAACAUUUCCGUUCAAAAUUCUCAGCGAUGCAAACCUGGUGUCCUGGGAAUUAAGAGGGUUUGUUUGCAAGGUGACGCAGGUAAUAUUUUACUUUACCAUGUACAUCAGCAUUAUUUUCUUGGGCCUUAUAACCAUUGAUCGCUAUUUGAAAACUGCCAGGCCCUUCAAGUCACCCAGCACCAGGAAUUUAUCAGGGGCUAAGAUUCUCUCCGCAGUUAUCUGGAUAUUUAUGUUCUCUCUGUCGCUUCCAAACAUGAUUCUGACAGACAAGAAGCCAACACGUGAGAACGUGAAGAAAUGCGCUGACCUGAAGUCUGACUUUGGGCUACUGUGGCAUGAAAUUGUUAACUAUGUCUGCCAGUUUAUCUUCUGGAUUAAUUUAGUCAUCAUUGUCGUAUGCUACACACUGAUAACGAAAGAACUCUACAAAUCCUAUCAAAGGACAAGACGCACCGGGCAAGCAAACAAAAAGACUGUAAAUAUCAAAGUUUUCAUCAUAAUUGGUGUGUUUUUCAUUUGCUUUGUGCCAUUCCAUUUUGCCAGAAUUCCUUAUACUUUAAGCCAAACAAGGGAUGUUUUUCGGUGCUCCACCCAGAACACACUGUAUUACAUAAAAGAGAGCACCUUAUGGCUGACAUCCCUGAAUGCGUGCCUAGAUCCAUUCAUAUAUUUUGCCCUCUGUAAAUCCUUCAGAAAGUCUCUCCUAAAUGUACUGUGGAAAUGUGCAACCAAAACAAGACGAGAUCAAAGUACAGAAACUACUGACGAUGAAACAACACCAAUGUAGACCAACAAGAAUUCCAUAUAAUACAGCCAAGGCUGUUUAGCACGCUCUUCAAUACACACAUUAGCUUUAGAAGUGAAUCUGUGUUUGUGCUUCUACUGAAAUCAUGAAUCACGUGUAGUCUGUGAUACUAACAACAAGCUGCUGAAUGAGAACAUCUCCUGCCUUUUCCUGUUUAAUAUAGCUACGGGACACUGAAGAAAAAACUGGAUGAGUUGGUAGAAGCGUUUCUAAUACUAAAAGUGCACAAAAUAAAUCGAUAUACAUAAAAACACAGUUGCGUACUCUCCGAAGUCUGGUAAUGUCAUUAGUAGUUACACAUUCCAUGGGCUGCUUCAGAUCCAGUGCCCAAGGUUUUACGGGGAUUCAGCAGCCUGCAAUGGCAAAGUGGGAAGGGCAAUUGUUGACUGCACCCUAAGUCAUUAAAGGUAAAGGUACCCCUGACCGUUAGGUCCAGUUGCGGAUGACUCUGGAGUUGUGUGCUCAUCUUGCUCUAUAGGCCGAGGAAGCUAGCGUUUGUCCGCAGACAGCUUCCGGGUCAUGUGGCCAGCAUGACCAAACAGCUUCUGGAGAACCAGAGCAGCGCACGGAAACGCCGUUUACCUUCCCGCCAGAGUAGUACCUAUUUAUCUACUUGCACUUGAUGUGCUUUUGAACUGCUAGGUGGGCAGGAGCUGGAACCGAACAACGGGCGCUCAGCCCAUCACGGGGAUUCGAACCACCGACCUUCUGAUCAGCAAGCCCUAGGCUCUGUGGUUUAGACCACAGCACCACCCGUGUCCCUACCCUAAGUCACUAAAAUUAUAUAAAUAAGUAAAAUUAAAGGGCCUUUUAGCUUAGCACACAUUUGGGUUUUUUAAUGAUAAUAUUCUGCUUCGUGGUUUU
Podarcis raffonei (Aeolian wall lizard) is the source of this 2522-nucleotide messenger RNA. RefSeq names its product purinergic receptor P2Y12 (gene P2RY12). The transcript has 2 exons. Bases 495 to 1640 code for a protein of 381 amino acids. Lineage: Eukaryota; Metazoa; Chordata; Lepidosauria; Squamata; Lacertidae. Gene Ontology annotation, biological process: blood coagulation; G protein-coupled receptor signaling pathway. The record is from RefSeq and is a predicted model, not a curated record. Gene Ontology annotation, molecular function: G protein-coupled purinergic nucleotide receptor activity. Gene Ontology annotation, cellular component: membrane.